Molecule: messenger RNA, 2275 nt
Organism: Labrus bergylta (ballan wrasse)
Lineage: Eukaryota; Metazoa; Chordata; Actinopteri; Labriformes; Labridae
Gene: pik3ip1
Product: phosphoinositide-3-kinase interacting protein 1
Biological process (GO): negative regulation of phosphatidylinositol 3-kinase/protein kinase B signal transduction
Molecular function (GO): phosphatidylinositol 3-kinase catalytic subunit binding; endopeptidase activity; signaling receptor binding
Source: RefSeq, a predicted model, not a curated record
AUGUUGUCGGUGAUUUCAGGCCGUCAGCUGUGCAGAAUGUUCCUCUCUCUGCACGUUGUGUUUGUGAGCGUGGUGGCUGUGGAGAGCAGUGCAUCAAAUGGAAGUCGAACAGACUGCAUGACAUCCAGUGGUGUGGAGUACAGAGGGGGACACCAGAGCUCCUCCUCAGGUCUGACCUGCCUCAACUGGACUAACUCCACCAGAGACUACGAUGUGAACGUUCAUCCUGAUUCACAGACAGGUGUUGGAGAUCACAACUACUGCCGAAACCCCGACUCCUCCGAGAAGCCUUGGUGCUACAUCGCCGGCCCAGAUGGAACAAUCCAGAGACAACUCUGUGCAGUCGAAUUAUGCAAAGAACAAGCGUCCGCUGCGCCCGCUGAGGCCGAAUCUCCGACCGGAACCGCUCCCUCCACAGAGAGCCUCAAGCCCGCCAAGUCCAGAACGUCUCGGGGACAGGUUGCCGCAGUGCAGCCGGUGAUGGGAAUGAGCCAGAGAGUGCACACGGGACCAAAGAAGAAGAAAGACCUCGGCGUGCUGGGUUACGUGGUGGGCAUUUCUAUGAUGGCCAUUAUAAUCAUGCUGGGAGUGGGCAUCACGGUUGGCUACUUCUACAAGAGGGGGCGGGACUUAAAGAAGCAGCACGAGCAGCGAGUGUACGAGCGCGAGAUGCAGAGGAUCACCCUGCCGCUGUCUGCCUUCUCCAACCCGACGUGCGAGCUGGUGGACGAGAACACCAUCGUCAUCACGGCGGAGCACGACACCGACCCGGCCCUGGACAGCGUGGAGGGCGGGGACCCUCUCAUGGGGGGGCAACAAGCCGGUACCCCGGGAGCGUGAACAGGGGGGCGGGGUUAGUCCUCCCAAACGGGGGACUCUGAACAUGUUUUCUGUUGGACCAAAAAACACACACACUUCUUUUUUCCCCUUGCUCUGAUUUCAAGGAGCGGGAGAACAGUGUUGACUCCAAAGACUUGAACUGAAUGCUGUGACCUUUGUGACCCCCCUUUUCUUCUCUCUCCAUCAGAGACACAAACCAGACGAGCUAACUCACCAUUGAACCUGCAUUAACACCUCGAGACCACGACGAGGUCUUUAAAAGUCAUAUUUGAUACAUUUAUAGCCAUGAGGAUGAGAUCUUUGCUUCUCUUUUUUAACGCAGUGUGAGACGUGUUUAUCGUGGUUUGUGAUGAAAACGUCUUCACACAGAGAGACGGUGUUUUAAAGGAAGGGAGAACAUGACUUCAUGAGUGUGUCCAUGUGGAGAAAAGACAGCCACAGGAAGUGUUGGUUACAUGAUAAGAUGAAUAUAAGUUCUUUUUUGUUUCUGUUUUGACCCGCUGGCUGUGCCGAGGGCGACGCCGCCUGAAGGUGUGUGUGUGUAUAUAAAGACUGUUUAAAGACCUCCUCUGAACCAGGAAGAGGCAACGUGAGGUUAAAAACAAAAAAAAAAACAGCAACAAGCCAACUGAAGACGAGGGAAACUGCCUUAGCAUGAUACUUCUGAAUGUAUCCGUGUAUCUUUUCCCCCGGAUGAUUCCUCCUCCUCUUUGUACUCCAGUUACACGCCGACGCCGACGUAAAGCAUGACGGCGAUCAUCGGCAACGCGUCAAAAGAGGACUCGCCAUCGUCUCCCACAGGUUAAAGGAGUGACAGGAAAAAAAACAAAAACAAAGAGUGCUCUCAGGAAGCAUGAGAGACAGUAGAGAAGUCCCAGACAGAAAUGAUGGAAUAUAAAAAAACAAAGAAAGAAGAAAAGCACUGCCACAGCACGGAGCAGACGGGACGUUUUGUGGUGUUUUGCAGAGCAGGGCUGUGAUUGGGUGACGUGCUGCACACGCCCGUGUCUCACAUUACAUUCAGACCUUUGAGUUAUGCACUUGAUGCUUCAGGAAUGAAGUAGAAUAGAAACCCGUUCCAAAGUUUGAUGUUCACUCGUUCAGAAAACAAUCAAAAACAUGAAUGCAUGCACGUGGUCACCUGCUGUAUGUUUGUGUUUUUUAAGAACUACUGAAUAAAGACGACAUUUUAAAAUCAUCUGCCUGGAUGUUACAAAUCAUCUGCACACAUUCGAGUCAGGUCAUCACUCCAGGUGAUCUCGUUUCACUGACCUUUGGUUACUACUGCUCUUUCAUGUUGAAGUGUGCCGGUUGUUAUUAUUUCAUGAUGUUUUUGCAAAGUGUUCAGAUUAAUGCUGUUCAGCACUUUCACUAAGUGUGUGUUUGUAUGGAUGCAGAGUUUCACUGCUGGGACUGAAAUAAAAAGUCAAACACA